CUACAAGACAAGCUUUCAUACCCAUUUCAUCUUGUACUUCUCUCCCAAAUUCCCCAAAAUGUCUGGUGACAUGACUAUGCCGCCGGGAUCAAUGUCCAAUGAUACUAUGAACAUGAAUGACAUGAUCAUGCACGUGAGCUUCUACUGGGGCAAAGAAGUCAUCAUUCUCUUCCAAGGAUGGCCUAACAACAGACUUGGCAUGUACAUACUGUCUCUCUUCUUCAUCUUCUUUCUCUCUGUUGCCAUUGAAGUCUUGUCCAUCUCUCUACCAGCAAAGCCGGGUAUGAGCCCAAUGGUUGGCGGGUUGACUCAGGCCGGUGUCUAUGCUCUCCGGACCGGUCUUGCUUACAUGGUCAUGCUCUCUGUCAUGUCCUACAACCUUGGGAUUUUCAUGGUGGCCGUGGCCGGCCACGCCUUUGGAUUCUUUCUCAUAAAGUGCUGUGCACUGGCUGUGGGUUCCCGAACUGGGGCCACAACGAACAACACUCCUAAAGUUUGAUGUUACAAAGCAAACUCACCUCAUAUGAGAAUAUUGUGUUCCAUUUUAUGAUCUAUUUUUGUAUUUUUGGAACUUUUUUUUUAUAGAUAAAUUACAAAUAUAUCUCCUAAGGUUUGUUUAAA
Messenger RNA from Camellia sinensis, 621 nucleotides. Its product is annotated as copper transporter 6. Gene Ontology annotation, cellular component: plasma membrane. Lineage: Eukaryota; Viridiplantae; Streptophyta; Magnoliopsida; Ericales; Theaceae. Gene Ontology annotation, biological process: copper ion transmembrane transport. Gene Ontology annotation, molecular function: copper ion transmembrane transporter activity. The record is from RefSeq and is a predicted model, not a curated record.